CCAGCUCUGGGGCACCAGCAGGACCCUUUUGUCGCAUGUCGUUCAUUUCGCUAAUUCUACAAUAAAUUUACUCGAUUCUGCAUUUGAUCAACCACGUGAAUGUAAAUUUGACUUUGAGCGCGUGCAAUGCGUUCAGCCAUGUAGAAAAUCAGGCUAUUUAUCGUACAUUAAUGCGCUUGCCCCUCAGGGCAGUAAUGCGACAUAGUCAGGAUCGGGUCGUAGUGGGCACAGUGUAGUCUCGCUGGUUGACAGGCACGCGUGGCCCAGUGAGUGUGUAAAAGGAGGCGAUUGAACGGGGAGGUCGCAAUCUCUCCGGCGCUAAACGGCGCAGGUGGCACCUCUUUGUAGACAGUUUCAGCACUAAUCAGAAGAUAGAAAACUCACGUAAGUCUCGUAUAAGAAAAAGUCAAUAUUUGACCAAGUUACAGACGCAUUUGACCUUUGUCACAAAUGUAAACAUUGCACUUGACUGUGGAGGUUGCAGCCAGCGGAUGUCGUCAACAUUGAGAGACAGAUCGCCGAACGUGCCGGAGUGCUCUUUAUAUUGCUUCAUCUUCUCAUGAUUGCAGCAAACCCUAGUGCUUCAGAGGCUGCCGGCUAUCGGAUUACCGCCUAUGCCAAUGCUGCAGCUGUUUAUCUAAACUCAGUCUAUGUCAGCCGACGGACUCGACUUGCGUUCUGGCGCACGGCCAGACCUAGCAGCCACAGAAGGGGAUUCGAUUCAUGGCAGCGCUGCGUCUCGCUCAUCGCUGCUCCGCCGUUACGCCGUGCAUCCCUGUGUCGGUGCACCUGGGGCUUUGGGUAGCAUUCACAAUACUGGAGUCCAGGAUGAUAAAUGUUUAACGGAGGAAAAACAGAUUGUUUGCACUACCGGUGAUUGUGGGGAAGGCAAGCCCCAUCAAUCUGCUACAGACGCCUUGUACACUAGUGAAAGCGGACAGCUUGCUGGUGGUGAAGCACCUAAAAUAACUUCUAGAGAACAGCUGAGGUGUAGUGAGUGGAGAGAGAGUUCACAAGAAAGGGUAGAAAUCAGAUCGGCAGUAGCACAAACAGCGAGGGCUAUAUCAGCCCAGGAGCCUGGUAUUUUUUCAGGAGGUUUGAACCAAAGUUUUACCUUUGAGAAAAAUUCUAAUUACGGUCAUGAUGGUGAUUAUAACAGUGAGGCACAAGUAGGGGAUUUCUGUAAUGCAGAAAGGGCUCUCAGCAGGGAUUUAGAUACAGAAGGAGGAAAAACCAUUGUAACUGGUAUCGGAGUUUCAGAAACUGGUAAAGGUCAGCAGAAUGAACUCACACGCCAAAAUAUUUUAAGGAAAAAGUUAUUUUCCAAGGAGGAAGGAACAGCUGAUCUGGGCCAGGACUAUUCUACCAGUAGUGCAGACUCCCACAAGGAGAAUGAUAAUAAUUAUGCGACUGGGACUGCACGCUGGAGUGAGGCUACUUGUCCAGCACUGAGUAAGGAAUUAACCCCACUAAGCACUGGGGGUUAUAAUGAAACCAGUGCAGAUGGUUCACAGAGUGUACAAGUGCAUGCAUUAAGCCAGCAGCACUUGUCAGCUCCGGAAGAGUAUAAGGAGGUGCAUUCCUCACAUGUUUCUCCCAGUCAGUCAAUAUCUACCUAUGAUAAUAGACCUCCAUUUCGCAGAAGUUUCAGCGAAUCUACGGUCGAGGAUUACUACAGGGAUGAGCGCUUAGAGUUAUUGGCAAGGUCAGAUAAUAAUAAAGCAGAGGUUGUCAGUUUAAAGGCAGAUAACCCAACAGGAGUUGGUGCUUCAGAGUCAGUGGAUGCUCCUACAACUGGAGUUGUCAUUUCGCGUAGGAGAAAAGGAGUUGUGACUGAACCCCCAAAGUUUGAGACAUACCCCUCUAAUACUAAUGCUGAUAAAACUCUGUACUGGAAUGACACACAGUCACAGGUUCAGCCAAACAAUCGUGCCCGUCGCAGGAGUUCUAGUCAGACGUCAGAGGAAGACGAGGACUGUUGUGCGAGUGGGAUGGCACAAUGCGAGCUGAUGCACUUACGACAAAAGUCACGUCAGCGCAGUAUAUCACUUUCAGAAAGAUCUGCUCUCAGUAAUGUUACAAAUUUAAAAACCAGACAGCAGAGUGGCCAAUACAACGCCAGUGUGUUUGGUGUGAAAAAAGUGCACGUUGCACGUCUUGCAACUCUGCAGUCAUUUUCAGACAGCACUCCUAUCAGCUCUUUAAGUAGCAGCAGACGAUCCAGUGUGGAUACGUUAAAAGACUCCAGUGUGGAAUCAGUCGAGGACACUAGCAGUAACAUGGAUGCUAGGUCUCCCCCCUCCAUUACGCCUUCACUUUCUAGGUCAGGAAGCUUUAAAGCCAAACCAAAUCUGCCGCCAUUUGCAACGUUCAGGCGCCCUACGCUGAGUCGUAAGCCAGCAUCUGAACUCUCUGGGGAGCAACUGCGUGCUGCACAGAGAAGUAUUCUAAGUAAUGAUUUUUUGACUAAGUAUAGUUUAAGAUCACGGUAUGGCACGAGCACGCGCUCAUUUCCAACGUCUCCAAUGAUGAUGUCACCUGGCAUUAAGUCUCCUACCUAUGGUGACAUGAAUAUGUCAGGUUCAAAUAAACUUCAGAACUUAACGCAGCGACUGGCAAUGUUAAACAAAGAGAAUGUUUCACAGGAUAAUUAUUCAGAGACCAGAAGUGAGCCAGCAUCAAUAGAGAUUCAUGAGCAGGAGCUCGAUGAUAAUCAUCACCUUCGUCACAGUAAAACUGGGUCCUUGGAUCGAGACACCAUUUUUGACCACUACCAUUUAACCAGUUCGCCUCCCCAGCAAAUGUCAACACCCAAAAAGAACGCCAAGACUUCGCCUGCCUUGAAAGUGGACGAUGAGGAUGAGGUGUUUACAUCUGACAGCGCUGUGGAAGAUGGAAGUGAAUCAGACAAUAAAUCAGAACAAUCAAGUGGUUAUUCUGAUGCUAUUCAGACAGUCACCACAGCAUCACCAACCAUUGUAGUAUUGCCAAAAAUGCGUCGAAGAUCAGGAUACGAUGCCAGAAAUUUGCCUAAAAUUAUCACCAGUCCUGUUUCUGAGCAUGAGGGUUCAGAGCAGUCUGGAUCAAGGCAACGGGUCAGAAUCGAUUCUUCUGGACGGUCAGGGGGGAAUAAAGCCUCCAAUGGUAGAUUUAUCACCCAUCCCCCUGGUCGCACUGAGAAAAUGCCUGAGAGUGAGGAGAGGGGACCAAAAGACAGCAAUGGUUUCGGAACCCUACACCCAGAGAAGGGGUAUGGGCCGCAGGUCUGUGAGGGCCAGCUGGACGAUCAGAUGAGUGUCCACUCCUUAGCAGAUAGCCACAUAUCGCAGACUGAUUCAGAAAUCACUUCUUACAGUGAUGUGGUUGAGAGCGUCAUUGUAGGCGAAGGGGAGAUUGAUCGCUUGGAUGUAUCACGUCGUAAUAGAAAUUCUCUGAAAGUGAAGUCGAAAAGUGACCCAAGCGCGGAUAAAAUGAAAGAAAGUGUAGACAUCCCAAACAUCACAAAAAAAUCUGUACAGCCCCAAAGUGCCAGUACUCCUCAGUUAUUAGAAGAAAGAGACCAAAUUACCCAGUUGCCAGAGUUUCAGAGAAGCCAGGAGGACACUAGAGAGAAAUCUAAGUCAGAAAAUAUCUUGCCUUCCACCAAACCAAAGAUACGUGCUGCUGACACCAAAGAAAUUGAGUUAUCAUCCAAAGGAAAGUUCAUCAUUGUUAAACCAGACAAGAUCGAACUUGAAGACAACCACCACAAGAGGUCCUCGACGAGCCCGGAGACUUCAUUUUCAGAUUCUCAGGACAGACCUCGCACCCUGACAAUCCCAGGGCCGGGGAAGGGGAUAACCCGCAGCAAAAGCGCUGUGGGCAUGAUCGGGAGUAGGAAAAGCAAGCUGUCUUAUUCCCCUUCCUCUGCCUCAUCUCUCGGCAUAAUGAAAGACCCCAGCCCUGUGAGGAAAACCAGCGUCACCAUGGAAGAGGCGUUUCGCUCUGUCCAUCUGAGCCGUGAAGCUGCUGCCAGCGCAGCUUCCUGUGAUCUGCCUUCCCCUAGCAGCUCUCCCACUUGUCAAUCCACACAGGAUCUCACCCCGACACCGAGGACGUCCCCUGCCAGACAGACACCCAUCCCUUUUGUGCAGGACAAGCGCUACCACAUCAUCAAGGAGCUGUAUAGUGUAGAACAGGAAUAUGUGGACUCCCUCCGAAUACUGGUGGAUAAAUAUGUGAUUCCACUGAAAGCUCAAGACAUUCUGGACAGCUCCAUGGUGGAUGAAAUAUUUUACAAGACCAUGAUUCCUGAAAUCCUCACACAUCAUGCAAUUUUCCUGACUUCACUAGAAAGAACAUGGGAAAACUGGAGCAGCACACAGACGGUGGGGGAUGUUAUAAAAGCUAUGUUUUCAAAGCAGUCUGUAGUUGAAAGCUACCUUCUUUUUAUCAAGAACUACAAGCGCUCCGAGAAGAUGAUAGACCACGCUUUGCAGACAAAGUCAUCAUUCCAAAAAUUUUCAGAGCAAUGCCAAAGAAGUAGUCGCAGAAAGCUUAAGAUCAAGGACCUGAUUAUACAGCCAGCACAAAGAAUACCACGGUAUGAACUGCUGAUUCAGAGAUUCCUUGAUCACACCAGCAAAGAUCACCCUGAUUACCCCCUGUUAAAGGAGGCAGAAAAAGCUAUUCAUGACCUGGCCAUGAAGAUAGGAAGUGUGGACAAAUCUCGGCGGGGAGAAGAUAUGCAGGAGACUUUAAAGAAACUGGAACUGCUACUCCUCAUUGAUGAUCUUGCCACUCCAGAUAGAGUAUACUUACGCCAUGAUAUGGUGACAGUGCCAAACCGAAAGGACAUGUGCUGCAUAUGGAUGUUCUCUGAUCUCAUUGUAUUCACCAGUGUCAAAAGGAAAAGUGGAAGUGUAGGAAGGAAGACAUCUUUACUUGUGCAAUCUCCGUCAGGGAAAGUGGAUUUUAUUGAGAAUAUCAAACACAAAUUUUGGCUCAAGAUUGGCUUAGAUGAUGUUGAAAUUGUCAACUCACCAGACACAUUGACAAGGAAGCGCCACAAAGACAAAGAUCAGCUGGAGUCUGACCUGGCUGUUCUCACAGAUGUGACAGAACUAGUCUGUAAACUCAACUGUGAACAUCAGAUGUUGAAGGACGACAUCGCAGAGCUAACGAACACCCUGAACAACCGUCUGUCAGAGCUGCAGCUCCAGAGUGCUGGUACAGAUAUGUGCAGGAUUGAUCUCAUGGCCACUACACCUGAGGGUGUGUCCAACAUCAUAGCUAUCUUCCCCUCUCCAGACAAGAGGAAAUCCUGGGAAGACGGAUUCAUGGAGGCAAAGCAAAAUCUGUCUGCCAUUACAGAGAAAAGGCCACCAGAAUUCAUGCAAGCUUUGCAGAUCACUAAGACCAGAGCUGGAAUGCAGUUUUCCUGUGCCUCCCCCGUGGAUGGUGUGAACACAUCGGGCUACAGAGAUGUGUGGGUGUGUAACAGUGAUGGCUACGUGGGGCACAUGUGCCUGCUCAGUCUACAGCCAGAACCCAUAGUGACACUGAACACUCCUGUCCCAGGGUGCAACUCAAAGAUACUGUGUAUAUUUGCAGUGCCAGCAUACAGUGGGCCUUUAAAAAGGAAAGGAAGUGGCCGCAAUCGUUCAAUGGACAGUGGUCACCAGGACGAUUUCAAUCAGGUCAGUUUGGAGCUGAGUAACACAGAGUCCAGUGAUGGUUCAGAGUCUGAUACAGAGUCAACUGAUGAUGAGGAUGAUAUGCCAUCUUAUAGCAGGAGGAAUGUUGGACGCCACACCAGACAGAGCUCAGAGAGCAGCAAGCAGACGCCUCUCCUGGACCCAUACAAGAGCACCAUGUGGCUAGGAACAGACAAUGGAUAUAUCCAUAUCUUUCAAAGCACAGACAACAUCAAGACCACCAAGAACAAACUGAAAGUGCCCCAUCCUGCAGGAGUUCUUUGCAUUGUGCAUUUGGAUUGCAAGGUGUUUGCUUCUUUAGCAAAUGGAGAGAUCCGUGUAUACAGGAGGGAUGCAGAUGGCAGCUGGGACACACAACAUCCAGACACUCUAUCAGUGGGCACUGUGACGUCACCAGUGACCAAGAUGUUGGCAGUGGCUGGUAAACUGUGGUGUGGCUGUCAGAGUGGGGUCAUGAUGCUGAACCCUACAACUCUUGUCUCUGAGGUUUCAUUUCAAAUCCCCACAGACAGCCCACGCCCCAUCCAGUCCAUGGUGUGCUCUGGUCAGGGGGUCUGGAUAGCACCCCAGGGCAGCUCCAAGGUGGUGCUCUUCCAUGCUACCAACAGACAGUUCCUUACAGACAUAAGCAUAGCUCAGGCAGUGACACAGAAACUUAUGGCUACAGAUGACAUAAUUAGACAGCAUAAAACGGCGUGCCUUCGCAUCACCUCCCUCCUGGCCUGUAAGGAUCUCCUCUGGGUAGGAACCAGUGCAGGGGUCAUCCUCACCAUUCCCUUGCCGAAGAUUACUUCAUCCACCACUAAAUCUACUCUUCAAGCACCCACUGUGACAGGUUUAGUCCAUGGUCAUACUGGUCACGUGCGCUUCCUUACAGCAGUGGAGAUGCCUUCAUCUCGACCUUUUCCGGAACAGUCGCUACAACAACAUCACUUAAUACGUCGUCGCUCAAUAGGGGGCACUCCUGCUCGUGCCACCAAGAUGCUGGUUAUCAGUGGAGGAGAUGGUUAUGAGGAUUUCCGCACAGGGAUUAAUAAUGAAGCAGCAGGCAGGGAUGAUAGCACCAACCACUUACUGCUGUGGCAGGUCUGAUGAAAUGGAUUCCCCUGCAGGUGGUGCCAUCUAUUGUUAUGUUGCCCUUGUGAAAAUGUGGGUGCUUACUGAAAAUAUGGGUAUUUAUUUGUUAUAGAGGACUGGAUGACACAAUCAGAAGGACUUGCAAGAGUCUGCAUGAUAUCUGAUAACAGCUUUUACAAAAUCCUGCUUGUCAAAGGUGGAAAUUCAUGCAGCCUUCCAGACAAUGAACCAGGUUUUUUAAUUAACAGUGUUUUAGGAGGCUUAACAUUGUAUCAACAUCAGUGUGUCUCUGAACAGUCGAUCAGGUAAAAAUGGGGUGAUUUGGUGCAUGAACUGUGAUGUGAUAAGUUAAAGAAGUAAUAGAUUUGUUCAUUGAAAUUGCACAUUGGUGGACUUAAGGUUGGCCCAGAAGUGAGUGUCCACCAAACAAAAACGUGCUAUGAAUAAAAAAAAUUAUUAAAAUGUAAGAUCACAUGACAUUUCCUAAAAUUUUUAUAUCAAAUGAAGCAAGUUCAUACAGUGAAGAUCAGGUAUUUUAAACCUCAAUAUUUGGUAUCCUUGCUUGCUUGUAAAAUCAGAAACGAAAGUUUUGCACUGCAAUAGCAAAUAUUCUUAAUAGUCAAGAAAAUUGAUCUGAAAAAAAAAGAAUUUGGUAGCUGCUCAUUCUUUUGCCUGCAAACAAAUCUAAAGAAGGCUUCUAGUUGUUUUGCAAAGUUAUUGUGAAAUGCAAUUUCCUUAAAUCUAUUAUUCUCUUUAAGAGACAAUUGUGUAUGGGUAUAUUGUCUGAAUUUAAAAUAAGUGUACACAAAAUUUGAUUGAUUUCCAUUCACAUUUCAGUUUAACUUGUAUGUUUUAUCAAAAAAAUUUUCUGGCUUAUAGGAUUACUCAUUGAAGUCUGCCAAUGGAAGUGCUAUUGCAAAUUUGCCAAUAUUAAAGAAUAUCAAAUUAGUCAUCGAGGGGAGCAGCCUCCAGAAUCAUUUUAAAUAUUUCAGCAUAGCUGUAAAUAUAUACAAAUCUGAACCUCAAGAAUUUUGGUCAAACCAAUUAUUGUAUUUCUCCUAGGGUUCUUUUCACAUUAUUUACAUAAUUUUAAUAUUUCAUGUUAUUGUUUCUUAUCGUAUCAACUUGUGUCACGUUUGCAGGUAUGAGGGGUCACCUCAUCUUACGUGCUUUUGUUUGCAAAUUUUUAAUGUGCUAAUUUGAAAACUGGUGCAUCUGCUUUUUCAAGUCAGUUGGACAUGCUAAGUCAUGCAAUUCAUAUGCUUUCACGUCAUCACAGUGAUACAAUCUUUCUGGAAGUUUUCUCAUUUUUAAUCUGCCAUUUGUGGCCUUGUCAUGUACCCCAAAACCCAUUUUACAGUGGGUGCAAAAAGAGAAAGAAAUUUUUAACAUUUUUCCCACCAAUGAAUGUCAUUAAUGUAUCUAUUCAAUAUUGUAGACAGGUGCUACUAGGCUGCAUUGUUUUUAUCUCAAGGAUGUAAGUUUUAGAUAUGAAAAAAUCAGUGUACAGUUAUGGUAAUACAAAUUAAUUUUUAAUGAUAACAUAUUAGAUGUACAGACAAUCCUAUCAGGUGGUGCCAUCAUACAAACUUGGUUUGUAAAGGGUCUUCUAGGACGUCUUCAGCACCGUUUGGCCUAUGAAAACAUUGUGGUAUAUAUAUACUGUAUGUAAGGAACAAAUUUCCAGUAUUAUUACAAGUUAUUUUGUAUAUUUAUGAAGUAUUGAGUGAGCUGGGCAGUCUUCAGAGAAAAUAAAAAUGUGAAUUCA
Lingula anatina is the source of this 8541-nucleotide messenger RNA. RefSeq lists its product as uncharacterized. Gene Ontology annotation, molecular function: protein binding; guanyl-nucleotide exchange factor activity. The record is from RefSeq and is a predicted model, not a curated record. NCBI's taxonomy places the organism in Eukaryota, Metazoa, Brachiopoda, Lingulata, Lingulida, Lingulidae. Gene Ontology annotation, biological process: actin cytoskeleton organization.